This is a messenger RNA of Maudiozyma barnettii, 657 nucleotides long. It is a transcript of the gene CPD1, whose product is annotated as 2',3'-cyclic-nucleotide 3'-phosphodiesterase. The record is from RefSeq and is a predicted model, not a curated record. Gene Ontology annotation, molecular function: 2',3'-cyclic-nucleotide 3'-phosphodiesterase activity. NCBI's taxonomy places the organism in Eukaryota, Fungi, Ascomycota, Saccharomycetes, Saccharomycetales, Saccharomycetaceae. Bases 1 to 657 code for a protein of 218 amino acids. The transcript has a single exon. Gene Ontology annotation, biological process: cyclic nucleotide metabolic process.
AUGUCAAUUGCACUAUGGUUUUGCCCUCAACAAGGUAGCACAUACUACGAGUUAUUAAAACAAUUAAUCAUGUCUAUGCAAACGUUAUUUCCUUCUUCUAUACUUUUCGAACCUCACGUAACUAUCACAACCAAUUUGAUUUGCGAAAACAAGGAUGAUGUUAAUAAGAUUUUAACAUCAUGUGUUGCUGCUAUAAGAUCUAUCGAGAAACAAUUGAGAGAUAUACACACACUACCGCUAGUAUCAUUUGACUCAUGCUCUAUAAAGAAACAAUAUUUUCAAAAAGUUAUAUUGAACUGCAAACCUAAUAAAUAUUUAUUUGGCUUAGAGAAGAUCAUGACAGAAAUGUAUACUUCUAAAAAGCCAGCACAUGAAGGUGAACAACCGAAGUUUACACCACACGUUUCAUUAUUGUAUUCUAAUGUUACCCCUGUAAGUCAAGCUUAUGUACGAAUGAUAGAACAACGUAUAGAGGAUACUUUAGAUCUAAGAUUAAAACAAGUUACAAAUAAAGAUCUUUUAACUCAAGACGAACAAGUUAAGUGGGAAUUCAGCAGAGAAUCUUCAUUGGGAUGGAACAUUCCAGGUACGUUUAAAGUUGUUAAAUGCGAAGGUCCAGUAUAUGAAUGGGAAGUAUUGGGACGUACCGAUAUUUAG